UCUUGAAGUGCCCGGAUGUUUCGUCUAGAGUUGUCAAUAUCGAACUAAAAUAUUUAAUUGAUUGAAACAGAAAUACAGUUUUAGAAGAAAAUGGGAAAUGAAGCAUCGCUUCCUUUGGAAUUAUGUUCGAACUUUGAUGCAGAUGAAAUUAAAAGACUUGGCAAGCGGUUUCGUAAAUUAGAUUUGGACAACUCCGGAUCACUGAGUGUAGAUGAGUUUAUGUCAUUACCAGAAUUACAACAGAAUCCUUUAGUACAACGAGUUAUAGAUAUAUUUGACACAGAUGGUAAUGGGGAAGUAGAUUUUAAAGAAUUCAUAGAAGGAGUAUCACAAUUUAGUGUUAAAGGAGACAAAUUAUCUAAAUUAAGAUUUGCAUUUAAGAUAUAUGACAUGGAUAAAGAUGGAUAUAUAUCUAAUGGAGAACUGUUCCAGGUGCUUAAAAUGAUGGUAGGAAAUAAUCUCAAAGACACUCAGCUACAACAGAUUGUAGAUAAAACCAUUAUACAUGCAGAUACUGAUGGUGAUGGCAAAAUAUCAUUCGAAGAAUUUUGUUCUGUUGUAGGGAAUAUGGAUGUCCACAAGAAGAUGGUUGUUGAUGUGUGAAUACUUUGAGACAUUAAAUCGUUCUAUGUUCAUUUGUAUUUAUUUUUAUUGCAGGUCGUAGGAACUAUGGAUGUUCAUAAGAAGAUGGUAGUUGGUAAAAUUUGAAUAUUUGAAUGUAGUCUGAAUUUUUCCAUGACAUUUUUUUGUCAGUUGACAAAUCCAUUUAUGUAUUUUUGCGUAAUUAUUUUCCAUAUUUUUACAAUUUCAUAACUCCUUUGUUCAUAUAUAGAACUAAGUGUUUGUAAUUGUUGCAUUUUUAUGAAAAUUUUUGUGUGACAUUUUUACCUUCCUAGUGCAAAUCAGGUUGAUUAGUGUACUUAUUGAAAAUGAUCCAUAGUACAAACUAAUGUCAUAAUAUCAAGCAGCUAGUCAUUGAUUUAGGACCUAAGUUUUUUAUUUCAUAGAGUCUCAGUUUGCAAAAAUUAGCAACAUUUGAUGUUUUUCAUUAUUUGCUGAAUUUACAUGUAAUGGUGGUACCUAAGAUCUGCUCAAGUGUGAAUCAAUGAAAUAUAAUCUUGCUUGCAACAUAUUUCCAUUUGUAUGUCAGUGCAUUUUGUAUUGUUUUCAUUUUACUUCUGUAAAUUGCUUCUUUAUACUAUAAGUAGGAUAAUGAAACAAAGAUAAAUGUGACUUUUAAUAUAUCUCAUUAUCAGAAAACCUCUUCAAAUUCCUUGGGCAAAAAUAAUCUUUUAAUGUUGGGGAAAAAAAACCCUGAAAAUGUUUACAUAAAUCUAUUAAAAAAAAGUAAAACUUAGAUGUGUAGCAAUGACAUUGUUUAUUUUAUUGGUUCUUAGACAGAAUAACUAAUUAUGUUUGGACAAAUGUUAAACAAACAUAAAAUAUCAAUGAACCCAAAUUAAAAAGUUGUUUUAGAUUUUGAUAUGUAAGAUAUAAUGGAAGGAGACAUCUGAAAAAAAAGGAAAAAUUAAGAUUGAAUAAGGUUGAACAAAAAGCAAAAGUAUACUCAUGAAUCACUCCUCCUAUUUAAUGUCUGCAAUAUUUUAUAAGGGAUUUAAAAACUAGAGAGAAAAAUUGUAUUGCAAGUAGAAAGAAUGUUUAAAUUAUGUAACUAAGAUUUUCAUUGCAGUUACAUUUGUAAGAUAUCCAUUGUUCAUUUUACAUUUUUUUCUCUAAUUUAUGAGGCUUUUUACAUAUCAUUGAAAAUGGAAUAUAGUUGAAAUGAAUUAAAUGCGCUGAUCGAAUACAGCAUAUUUUUCCAUAAAUGUACUUAAAGAAAACUUGUCUAUCAAGGCUUGUAUGUAUUUUGAGAAACACUAACAAUACUUUUCUUUUACUAUUUCAAAAUUAAUGGGCAAAUUUUUUUCAACCUUUUGUUUUAAAGGAACAUAGGACAAACUCAUAAUAAUAAAACAUUAAAGGUCUGAAUAAUUUUACCUGAGAAUAUAAAAUUUGGAAUAAUUUGUAAUUUGUUAACGGUUGAGGGAAAAAAGUUGGUCUACUUACCCACUGAAGUGACAUAACAGAAUAACAUUAGAUAUAUAUCAUGUAAAUGCAUAAGCAUCACAUGAUUUAACAGAUAUUUCCUUUAUUUUACAUUAUGGCACUGGAAAAUUAUCCCUUCUUUACAACCCAAUCCAUAAAAUUUGGAACAGUCUUUUAUACUUGUUGGAAGGAUUUUUUAUACUCAAAGGCAUAGAUUGCCUUAGCCGUAUAUCUCUCCAAAAUUAGUUUGACAUUUUUUACACCCUGAAAGACACUUAUUGGUUCCAUUUUCUUAUUUAAGCAAGCUGACAGGUGCAGCAAAAGUAAUUCACCUUAAAAAGUGAAUAUGGUUUAGGUUGAAUAAAGUUUCUUAUUUAGGGGGGUAAUAAUGUACAGACAGUUACAGACAUAUCAAUGUUAGCAAAAUUGGUAAGGACAAUUGCUUAUAUUCCACAAACUAUGUCAGGUGAAAUAAAAAUUCUUGGAAGGCUUGCAAUUAUGCAGAUCGAUCACUAAGUUAUACAAAGCCUGUUCUUACCCUUUCUUAUUUCUACACAGAAAACAACCAUUUAUUUUUCUUUGAUGGUUCAUUUUGAAACUUUUUAAGAUUUGAAAUUUAUAACACUAUGAUGCUAUUUAUUAGUAUUUAAUACAUAAGUGUUAAGAACAAAAGAAGCCAUAUUUUGUCUGUUUCAGGUAUUUGUUUUAUGUCAAUAGUAAAUUUGGGCAAAAUAUUUUCUGUGAAAUGUGUGAUAAUGUUGUUAUAUGACUUCUUUAAAGACCAGGUUUAAGUAGAAACAAAAGCAGUUAUGAUAGUAAGACAACACACACAAAUAUACGGCAGAAUCUUUGGAUAUUUCAUGAAUUAUAAAUGUAUUGGAAAUAUAUUCCACGAAGCUAGACUUCUGGAACCUUUAAUACUUUGAAAACUUGUGCAACUAUUGUAACAUUGUAUCCUUACCAGUACUAACAUUGUGUUAUAUGUGCCUAAACUGUUGUUAAAUUGAUAAAUACAAAAUUCUAUCUGUGAGUGUUAUAUUGUAUUUUAUAAUUGUUGAAUUCUGUUUGUUUUUGCUAUAAUCAUCAGUUUGUAUACUGGGCAUAUUUUAUUGUGAUUAUUAAAUGUUUUAAUGUUUGAACAAAUGGAUUGUUACAUAUUUUGUUUUUGUUUUUGUUAUUAUUUUGAGACAAAGAUUGCUUUAUACAUUAUAUUUUGCUCUAUUCCUUGCUGUACAGAUUGCUUUGAACAUACUAGUUAUACAAUAUAAUGAGUCCCUCUGAAAGUUCACAUUAAUUCACACUGUCAUUAUUUCUUCACAGAAAAGUUUCAUAUUUUAGGAAGUUGAUCACAUGGAUGAGAAUUUAAAUAUUGAUUUACAUGUGUAUAGUGGAAUGAUGAUUUACAGGAAAAAAAAAGUAUUGUAACACAAAUAUUUUUUUUUAUAUGAAUGACCAUUCAAAUAAAAAAAGAAGAUAAAUUUACUCAUGAUGUUAUAAUAAAAUAAUGAUUUGUAGUUUUCAUUACAUUGGUAAUGACUUCAGUUUAAUGUAAAAUGAAAAUAUAAAACAUGCUAUGAGGAAAAAAUGCAUGCACAAGACAUAAAAGAGAUUUAUAUUUUCCUUUAUUUUUUAUGAUUGAAUUGCCAAUGAGAGCAAUUCAGUAUAUUAACUGUUAAUUUGUUUAUGGUAUGUACUGAUGACAGUUUGAUAGUCAUUUCUUCUAGCCAGUUAAGAACAAAAAAAAGCUGAACAAUUUGAUUUAAAGAUUUGAUUUAUAUGCAUUCCAGGAAUUCUGAAAUGAUUUUGUCUUUCAAGUUUGUAUCUGAAGUUUACUUAGCUAUUGUAUAGCAAAUAUUUAUACUAAAUAGUAUCAACAAAUAUUGUAUUUUUUUUUUGCUCAUUUCAUAUGUAUUUGAAUGACAGUUGCAUAUUUUUGUGUAUGUUGCUUAUUCUAAAAAUUCUAGUAAUUUUAUUCUGCAAGAUUGUGAAAAACUUUUAAUUUGAAAAGAACUAUUAAUUAUGCAUAGAUAUAAAUCUGUAAAUGAAAAUCAGGGAUUAGACUUAAUGCUGCUUAGGAAAUUUAAAGUCACCAAAUAGCAGAUACUGUACUUUAUUAGUAAAGUUACUGUAAGAAUUUUGAACACUAAAACUUUUUUUAAAAAGUAUUUUUUUGUUUAUAAUGCAACAGAUAUAGCUCUUUCUCUGAGCUCUUUAUGAGUUCCUACUUUUUGCUGCACUUUAUAUUGUAGAUACUAAAUGUAACUAGUAAAUUUAUUUCCAUUUCCUAAGGUCCAGAUUUUUCUUAUAAUAGCUGUCUCUGCUGUAUAUACAGAAAUGUAGUAACUAUAUUUUUUUUUUUGCUUUCUACCUCUCUUGUAUAUUUAACUGAAUGGAAAUGAUAUACCUCAGAAUUAAAUCAAACACAGAUCUUAGAACAUACAAGAAUGUAUAUCUGCUUUAUAUAAGAAAUGACACCUUACACCUAUAAUCAUUAUAUCUGCGUAUGGGAGUAAUUGUUCAUGCUCAUUCGUUAAUUUAUUUGGCAACGAUUGUAGUGUAUUUUGUUGGUCAUUAUUUUCUUUCUCAAACAACAAAACCAUUUAAAAAUGUAGUUUGAGAUUGAGAAAAAUACUACUACCGUAAUCGUCCUUGUAUAGUUCGCAUUGGUACAUUGUCCGCAACCCCCUUUGCGCCACUGAAGUUAGAAAACGUCUAAUGAAACUCCAGUAAUUUCAAAUUAUGUGUGAUCGUUUGCGGUAUUUUCAUCAUCAAAUAGAAGUUGAAAAUGCUUAUAGAUGAUUCUAGAACACUUCUCAAGUCUUAAAAUAAGUCAAAAUCACAUAAAAAACAAUUUAGAAACUUGUGCAUGUUCAAAUAGCACAUGUAAAUGAAAAAUAAAUAUGGUGAGUGUACGGAAAAUCUGUACUCAAUAGAUAUCACUAGAAUACAACUUUGAAAGUAAAACAGUUCCAUCCUUGAGUAAAUAAUGUUUAACAUAUCUAUCACAUUAAUGUUUGAAGGAUCUUAGGCUAAAACAAAACACAUGCAUCAGUAUGAAACACCAAAAUGGAAUGAAUAACCAAUUACGUUUUUUAGUUUAUUACUUUGUUAUGGGUAAGCUGGUUCCUGGUUGACUUCAACUUUUUUCGUUCCGUUAAAUUCAAGCAGAUUCCAGGUUAUUUUGAGCAAUGCAGUGAAAAAAAAAAAGGGAAAUUUGUAUUGAAGCAUUUAAUUUUGAAAUUUAACAGUUUAUAUUUGAUAUUGAAUAAAAAUUACAUUUUAAUAUGGAUUAGGUAAAAUUAUUAGUUUUGAAAAUGAUAAGAGCACCCUGUACAAUUUCAAUAACAAACAUGGCUGAACGUAAACAAACCUUGCAAAGUAAUUUUUCCUCUUAUUUCUUGCUUUUUGUACUCUAUAGUCCGCACCCCUGUCUGGCAGGUUAAAUUUUGAAGAAUAAAACUGCAGACUAUACAAGCCUGAAUUCGGUAUAUGAAAAGUGAUGAGUAAUAAAGAACAUAACAAAGUUUGGUUUGAGGACAUAUUUUGAAUUAUGAGUUUGGUCCUUUCAGACUUCUUUUUGGUCAUGAUGUAGUUAGUUUUGGAACUGGUUCCAUUAGUUGUUAAAACAACAAAUUUGCGAUCUCAGGUGGUGGUUAUGGGUUUUUAGUCGGUUAAUAAUUUAAUUGCAUGCAGCAAAAGUUAAGUUGAAAAAAAUCAUUCUUGAAAAAACUUGGAUCCUCGGUUUCAAUUUUUAAUUUUCAAAAUCUUACCACAAAAAAGAUAUAUUAAAACAGUUACUCCCAUAUUCCCAAACACUUCUGCCAUCCUUCACAUUGAGCUGUUGCCUAAUUAUAUUUGAGUAUCUCUGAUAAGAAUUUUUAUACUAAAAUUUAUUUGAAUGUUAUUUGUAGUGCUUGCUUUUUUGUGUGAGUUUCCUUUAUAUUGUUUGUAUCAAAGUUUUCUGAAGUAUUUUGAAAUUUUUGAAUGCUUUUUUUUACAAGGUUUUUUUUGUAAGGUCUUUUUAAUCUUAAAGCAGUCUAAGUCAUAAUGAUAAAAGCAUUAAAUUUUCAAGGGAUUAAAAUUUGGAAUUAAGGUCAAUUACAUGUUAAUUUAUACUCAUAUGUUUUUUUGGUGAAUGUGCCUUUUAGCAUAUCUUUUUAUUAAAAGUACCUUAACACAAAAAAUAUAAAUUUGGUCUUCCAGCAUAUGUUUAACAGAAAUUCACAUAGAAUAAAUAUGCUUCAGUUUCUUCCUUAACCAUUUUAGUAUGAAUGGACUUUGAAAAUGUUGCACAAAAAAUCAUGAAUAAAAAUUAAAAAUAUAAGAAAGUAACAAAGAAUAAAAAUUGUAAUAAAGAAAAAAGAUAGGAAUAUAUUUUCCAAAAAACAAUUUCUCUUAAUUGAUAUAGUAAAAUUUUAUUUUAUUAAUUUUGAAUGCUUUGUCAAUAUGUUGUCUUUUUGGAUAUUGUGAUGUAUUUGUAUACAAAUAAUGAGUUUUUUUCCCAUUUUUUAAAAAUAUUUUACUUCAUUAUUGCUUUCAACAAGCUUUAUGUUAGAAAUACUAUAAAAAAUAUUGAAGAUAUAGAUAUUGUAUGAUGAAAUAUAUAAUUAUAAGGAAUAGAAAUAUGUUUAAAUAGAGUACCAAAAAUAAAUGAGGUCAGUACACAACUAAGCUUAUACUCUGUCACCUCUAAAUGUCUAAAACACUAUUGAUUUUCUGUUCAUUUUGGUAUGUUUCAGUUUUAUGUCUGUUCCUGAAAAUCAUUUUCUUGUAACUAAUAAGGUUGCAUCUAUUUAUCUAGGUAACUAAGUCAGUUUAUAUAUUUGAAAUUAAAAUGUCUUAUUGAAACAUGCUUAACCAGUAGGAGAAACGAUUUACCCCAGUUUUGAUGUAUUACAAUAUUUUCGCUCAGUUCAAUUUUUUUUUAACCUGUAUUUAGAUUUGGGUUCUAUCAACAUUGGUUAGGCAUUUCAUUUUUCUUCAGUCGUUCAACCAACCAAAUUCAUUCUUAUAAAAAAAUAUUUAAAAGUUUUCAGUUUGACAAAAUUAGAAAGUGUUAAAGCAAAAUCAGGUUGUUGAAUCUUAAAAUGUAUAACUGAAAUCAUGUUUUUCGAUUAUAAUGCACAGAUGCCAUAGACAUCAGAUUCUGUUAGAUAUGUUUAGGGCAGUAUUUUUGGAUUUAAGGAAAGCAUUGAAUGAUAAAAGUUCACCAAAAUGUUUGUAAUAAAAAAAUUUAACUGGAUUGAUGGGAAGGCAUAUUGUUUUAGUCCUUCAAAGUUUAAAAGUUUAAAUGACCUUUGCUUUGGUCAUGUCAUUUACUAGAAAAGGCUCGGAAUUAAAUUAUCAUUGGGUAAAAUAAUUCAUAAAAUACUCAAAUCAGGGCAUAUAAUAUAACAAAGUUCAGAAAUUAAGGGAGAUGGAUUUUUUCACCUCUGAAACGUAGGUGUAAAUCUUCCUCCUUCAUACAAUGCAGUGUCUAUGUAAAAGGAGAAGUUUUACAAAGGGCUAAACUUUUAAAAAUUUGAAAUUCAAGACCAUAUUUUGCCAAAAGUAAACCUUUUCCUUUGAAGUAGAGCUCAUUCUACACCUAUGAACAAAUGUUAGCUCAACACAAAUAAUUGAUAUUAGAUAGUUUAUAAAAAAAUAUGUUUAACAUUGAACUUUAUGUAUUACAAAUAAAUGACUUGACUUUACCCUCUUUUGGGAAAUUUAUUUUCUUAUUCCUCAGAAUAUGAACAAAUUUUCAAAAUUAUUUGGUGGACAUGUUCUUUUCAAUAUCAGAAAACAUUGAUACACAAACAUAAAAUGCAUGGUUUUGAGAUUGUCUAGAAGUAAAUGUUGUAUUUAUGUUGUGUCUAAUUAUAACUUAUAUUUAAAGCAAUAUUUAUAUACAGCAGUCAGAUAUUGAUAUUGUAAAUUUCCAAGUUGAUGCUGUUAUUAAAUUUACAGUGUUAUUUGUAUUUUUCUCUCACAAAUAUUACUGAAAAUUAAAAGUUUCUAAUUUA
This is a messenger RNA of Mytilus californianus (California mussel), 8051 nucleotides long. Its product is annotated as calcineurin subunit B type 1. NCBI's taxonomy places the organism in Eukaryota, Metazoa, Mollusca, Bivalvia, Mytilida, Mytilidae. The record is from RefSeq and is a predicted model, not a curated record. Gene Ontology annotation, molecular function: calcium-dependent protein serine/threonine phosphatase regulator activity; calcium ion binding. The transcript is spliced from 6 exons. Bases 91 to 603 code for a protein of 170 amino acids.